AACCCUAGUUUUUCUUCAUUUUUCACUGUCUCAACUCUGAACUCUCAACUCUCUCGGACAGAUUUUCACAGAGAGAUCCUUGGUGUAUCUGUUUUGAGCCUCUUCAAUGGCUCGGUAUUUGUUGUACGAGACAGCUUCAGGCUAUUCAUUGUUUUUGGCUCAUGGUCUCGAUGAAAUCGGCCAAAACACAGAGGCGGUUCGGAGCUCCAUUACCGAUAUGAACAGGUUCGGUAAGGUCGUUCAGCUCACGGCUUUCCAGCCUUUUGCUUCCGCUCUUGAUGCUCUGAAUCAGUGUAACUCUGUUUCUGAAGGGCUUAUGACUGAUGAGUUGAGGAACUUUUUGGAGCUUAAUCUUCCAAAAGUCAAGGAAGGAAAGAAGCCGAAAUUUAGUCUAGGUGUAUCAGAGCCCAAGAUUGGGUCACAUAUAUUUGAAGUGACAAAGAUUCCUUGUCAAAGCAAUGAGCUUGUUCUUGAACUUCUUCGUGGUGUGCGGCUGCAUUUUGAUAGGUUCAUUAAAGAGUUAAAGCCUGGUGACCUAGAAAAAGCUCAGCUUGGUUUGGGGCACAGUUACAGUAGGGCAAAGGUGAAGUUCAAUGUCAACCGAGUGGACAAUAUGGUUAUUCAAGCCAUUUUCCUUCUCGAUACUCUUGACAAGGACAUCAAUUCCUUCUCCAUGAGAGUCAGAGAAUGGUACUCAUGGCAUUUCCCUGAACUAGUCAAAAUUGUCAAUGACAAUUAUCUCUAUGCCAAGGUUGUAAAACUUAUAGAGGACAAGUCAAAGUUGUCUGAUGAUAUUAUUCCACCUUUAAUAGACAUACUUGGAGAUGAAGAUAAGGCCAAAGAGAUUGUGGAAGCUGGAAAAGCAUCAAUGGGGCAGGAUUUAUCUGCUGUUGACUUGAUUAAUGUCCAGAUGUUUGCUCAGAAGGUAAUGAACCUUUCUGAGUACAGGAAGAAGCUAUAUGAGUAUCUGGUUACUAAAAUGAAUGACAUUGCACCAAAUUUGGCCUCGUUGAUUGGUGAAGUUGUUGGGGCUCGGUUGAUUUCCCAUGCUGGUAGUCUCACAAAUCUAGCUAAGUGCCCAUCAUCCACCCUACAGAUCCUUGGUGCUGAGAAAGCUCUCUUCAGGGCAUUAAAAACUCGAGGAAACACACCAAAGUAUGGUUUGAUUUUUCACUCAUCUUUCAUUGGUCGAGCAUCUGCAAGGAACAAGGGUCGAAUGGCUCGUUAUUUGGCAAACAAAUGUUCCAUUGCAUCUCGCAUUGACUGUUUUGCUGAAAGCAACACUACUGUUUUUGGUGAGAAACUUCGGGAGCAAGUUGAAGAGCGACUAGACUUUUACGACAAGGGAGUUGCACCUCGUAAAAACAUCGAUGUGAUGAAAGCUGCAAUUGAAAGCACUCAAAAUAAUGAUAUGGAAACAGAAGAAGCUUCAGCUAAGAAAAGCAAGAAAAAGAAGUCAAAAUCUGCUGAUGCAGAGGAUGGUGAACCUAUGACAGUGGAUAAUGCAGAUGCUUCUGAGGAAGCUAAAUCAGAGAAGAAGAAGAAAAAGAAGGAGAAGCGAAAACUAGAUGAGGAGACUCAGCCGGAGGAUAAAUCAAAUGGUGUUAUUGGGCAUGAUGCUCAUGAAGAUGGAGCAGCCAAGAAGAAGAAAAAGAAGAAGUCCAAGGAUGAAGGAGACGAUGUGCAGUCUGCUGGUGAGGCUAAAAAGAAAAAGAAGAAGAAAUCUAAAGUUGAAGAUGAAGAGUAAAAUUUGAUGAGUGUUGAUAACUUCUGUACUGCUGCCAGUUUACAAGAGUUUUGGAUGUCUACAAGAUGUUACUUGUAGAAGUCCUGUAGGGAUUCUAGUAGAUAUGGUUCUAUGCUUUCCAAUUACUCUGGCUAAAUGUUUAACUUCCUUCCAAAGUUUAUGUUUUGUUUCUACAAUCUAUCUAUCGUUUUGUGGUAGCUAAAAUUUAAUACAAUUAUUGGGCAGUUAAUUAA
Messenger RNA from Mangifera indica (mango), 1980 nucleotides. RefSeq names its product nucleolar protein 56-like. The record is from RefSeq and is a predicted model, not a curated record. The transcript is spliced from 8 exons. Lineage: Eukaryota; Viridiplantae; Streptophyta; Magnoliopsida; Sapindales; Anacardiaceae. The coding region runs from base 107 to 1747 and encodes 546 amino acids. Gene Ontology annotation, molecular function: snoRNA binding. Gene Ontology annotation, cellular component: small-subunit processome; box C/D methylation guide snoRNP complex.